Manis javanica (Malayan pangolin) is the source of this 2296-nucleotide messenger RNA. Lineage: Eukaryota; Metazoa; Chordata; Mammalia; Pholidota; Manidae. The record is from RefSeq and is a predicted model, not a curated record.
GUCAGUGUCGGGAUCUGUCGUUGCGUCCCCAGCGCUUGGGACCCUAAGUGGAGUCUGGGACCCGGGAAGGAAGGGGUGGACGUUUGGGUGCCAGAGGGUCUGUUAAGUAUCCAGGAUGAAUGACAGCCUGUUUGUCAGUUUGGACAGACUUUUGCUAGAAUUUGUUUUCCAGUAUGAGCAAGAUGUAAGUACUAAAGAAGAUAUGAUUCAACGAAUUAACAAAUGCUUUGAAGAUAUUAAAGAAAAUAAAGCAACUAUUUGUAAGAUACAGGAAAGUAUAAAUGCAACAGAUGAGGAAAUUGGCCAUUACUAUAAACAUAGUAAGGUGAUCAAAGACAACUGUAGUAACUGGAAGCCAACAUGUGAUGUUUUCCAUAAACAUGAAGACUAUAUGCAGGACCAAUUUACUGUUUACCAAGAAGCUAUUGAAAAAGACAAAAAAAUGUACCAUGGUUAUGUAUGUCAGUAUAAAGAUGUUCUUAAGCAAUACCAACUAAAAUUCUCAGAAACACCCCUUUCACAUGAAUAUUAUGAGAAGAAAAGAGAACAUGAAGAAAUUCAAAACAGAGUGUUGGCAUGUACUGAACAACUAAAAACAAAUGAAACUAUUUUUAUGGAAUUUCUAGUACCUGCUCCUUUCCCAUCACUUACUAAAUGGACAUUGCAUAUGGUUAAUUUGAGAUGUAAAACACAAGAUAUUCUUAAACAUGCCAACAAUUUUUCCAAAAGUUCAUCUGAAUUGAAGAAAGAAGUAGAUGAAGUCGAAAUAGAAAUUAAUUAUUUAAACCAGCGUAUUACAAGACUUUAUGAAACUAAGAAUUUUUCAGAAACUUUGGAAGAAAAAAAUAAAACCAUAGAAAAGAGAAAGGAAUUGAAAGAAAGAAUUUUUGAAAAAGAUGAACAUUUACUUAUAUUGAAUAAAACCCCUCAAAACAGUCAAUUAUUUCUUCCAUAUGAAUCUCAAAAAUUAGUCAGACCAAUAAAGAUGCAUUCUUCAGAACCAAGAGUUACAGAUAAAGAAAAAGAAAGUUCUGUGAAGCCAUCAAAGCUUGCCAAUAUUGACUUGAGACAAAAAGAAAAUGAUACACAAGUUGUAUAUGCAGAACAAUUGGGGAAGCCAAUAGAUAAUAAUAAGGAAGUAGAAGAGCGAGCUGAGAAUUUUCCACAAACUCCUGAAGUUCCUUUAUUUUUAAGAACUCCUGAAGCUGUGAAAACACCUGAAUCUUUGGAGAAAUUAGUGUUCCCUAAAACUCCCUCAUUUGAAAUAAAUAGAAAUAUAAUGCCUGAAGGCCAAACACAAAAGGAAUCCCCUGCGUUGUCUUUUGUCAUGAGUUAUGCUUCUAGAUCACCUGGAUUGAAUUUAUUUGAUUCUUCUGUAUUUGAUACAGAAACCUCAUCAGAUCAGUUUAAUGAACAUUAUUCUGCAAGAAAUUUAAAUCCUGUGUCCUCACAACAGGAAAUUGGAAACUUAUUUGGGAAACCAGAAGGAGAAGAUGCCUUUACAUUUUCUUUUCCAUCUGACUCUUCAGCUCAUACAUUUGAAGCUGGGAAAGAUGAUUUUAGCUUUCCAUUUUCAUUUGAACAGGAGCAAAACUCCGCACCUUUUUCUGCAAAAGGUUUUUCAUCUUCCUCACGAAAUACAACACAAUUUACUUUUUUUUGAACUAGUUUCUUGAAUUGCUUUACUAGUCUGUAAUUAUCUAGGGCAUAAAUUUACAUUAUUUAAAAUAAGAAGACUACUUUCUUUUGUUGAUUAAAGCAAUAAUGGGUUACCAUAGUUAUAUUAUUUGAUUAUAUUUGUUUAAAUAUGGAAUGAAAUUAAGCCUAUGUCAUCGAAUUUUGUUUUUAUUUACAUCAUUAGCUAUCAUUUGUCUUGUUUUUGAUUUUCCAAGCCAAAUUCAGGCAGAACUUUUAUUAGUCUUAACAGAAUUUGAUGCUGUUACCAUUAAUCUUUAUUGUAAAUGCUAAGCCUGCUUCUCCCCAGAACUUCAUUUAAUUCUGGUAGUAUUUUAGUUGCUUUGAUAAGAAUAAGAACUCCUUCAGGCCAUCAGACUUUUAGCAAUAACUGUAAAGAGUUAGUGCUGAGCUGUACUUGGUAAUUUAGCUAUAAACAAAUUACUGUUUUACUAUGAUUCCCUGUUGCAGUAUAAAGAGUGGUACUCCAAUAGUAAUCUCAAAUAAUUUAUGUUAUUGAUAGUAAAUAAAAUGUUAUUUUCUCCUAAUACAACAAAUAGUAAAAUAAUAAUUUUAUUCUAGUACCUUUAAUCGAAGGAAAUUUUGAAAAGCUAGAGUAAAU